AUUUGGCUUAAGUUCUCAGCCGCCCUCGUCACUCGCAUCGUCACAAUAUAUUUGUGCAAGGUCUAUUGCUAUCCAGCACACAACCCUUUGUUUAUGAAGCCCGCGAGAGCGUACGGCAAUGGAUCCGCUCACGGCGUUGAGCGUGGCUGCCACGGUCGUGCAAUUCGUUGACUUUGCCAUAGGAAGAUGCCGUGACGUGAAGGGGCUGUACGACGCAGGUGACGAGUCAUUGCUACAAAUUGCUAGUUUUGGGGCCACAUCUCAAACCUUCGACGAGUUCUCCACUGUGUUUAAGACGAGGCGAAGAUUCACGGAAAAUGGGUCAGAUGACCCAGGGCCAGGUCAAAAGACAGAAGCUGCGAUCGACGGUCUGAUCGACCGGUGUUCAGAGGUUGCCAAAGAGCUCGCCAGAAUCUUUCAAGGUCUGGAAGGCGCCCGGCGACGCGCCACUGGGAACGUCAUCGGGAGCGUCUUUGGGAAGUCAUACGCCUACAUGAAGGCAGCCUGGAACCACGAUGACAUUGUGCGACUCACGGAGCGCCUGGAGAAAUAUCAGAGUCAACUGGUUCUACACAUGUUGCUCUACCUCAAUAUGAAAGCAGAGGCCUCCGAGGAAAAUCAAAGCCAAAGACUCGACGCACUUGAGAAUAAAAUCGUGAAGGUCCUCACUGUAUCUGAGGAUAAGCUCAACUUGAUCCAAAGUCAAAACGCUUCUUUACACCGCCAUCUCAAUGAAACUGGCGUUCGGCAGACCAUGCAACAGGACAAGACCCUCGCGGCCAUUUUGACCCUCCAAAACGGAAAGACCAGCUUCCUAAGCCAAAAAGGAACCAGCUUUCCCGUCAUAGACAAGGGCAACCAGAAGUUCAUGACAUUGCGAUCGGAAGAAAACAAGACCAGUGCCAUGAUUAAAGACUUCAAGCCCAUUCAGGAAGAAGUCUUAACCUGCCUAUACUUCCGCUUGUUGGGCGAUCGCUACGACAGUGUUCAGGCUGCUCACGGCAAAACGUAUGCGUGGAUCUUCAAUGGGCGCGAAACUUCGAAUGAAGAUUACCCAGUCUUGCAGAUGAACCUAGUCGAGUGGCUGGCGACCGGCUCUGGCUGCUACUGGAUCAAUGGGAAAGCCGGAUCCGGCAAAUCGACCUUGAUGAAGUACAUCUUGCAACAUCCAAAGUCAAAGGAAGCGCUCACCAGCUGGGCUUCAGCCGCAGAACGCGACCUGGUCGUGGCAUCAUUCUUUCUUUGGCACCUGGGCUCGCCGUUACAGAAGACACAGGAGGGCUUGUUGCGGUCGCUGCUUUAUGAUAUUCUUUCGGCGCGGCCCUACCUCAUCUCAGUUGUAAUGCCGGAACUGUGGAUGGCAGGAGCCAACCGCGACCUGGGCGAGACUCUCAGCUCACCAUCACACUCGGAGCUCCUCCGAUGGUUCCGGAGGCUGCUGGAUCGUGCAACGUCACAGCUCCGAUUGGUGUUCUUCAUCGACGGGUUGGAUGAAUACGAGGGCAACCACUUUGAAAUUGUCAACUUGAUCGCGGCAUAUUCGGAGAACGAGAACGUGAAGUUCCUAGUAUCUAGUAGGCCGAUUCCCAUAUGCAUUGAUUCGUUUUCGCGAUUCCCAAACAUCCGCCUUCAAGACCUAACGAAGGAGGACAUCAGACAGUAUGCCGAAGAUCACCUCAGGGAGAAGAUUCAGGACAGAUAUGGAGACCAAUGGGACCCCAUUAUCACGCAAGUCGUUGAAAAGUCAUGCGGGGUCUUUCUAUGGGUUGUUCUUGUCGUUCGCUCUCUUCUUAUCGGCCUUCAGAAUUUUGAUUAUGUUGAAGAGCUCCAUCAGCGCCUAGACAUCUUGCCGUCCGAUCUGAAGGACCUGUACGCCCAUAUGCUACGAAUUAUGCCUGAUUCAUACAGAAAGCAAGCCUCGCAGCUAUUGCAGAUUAGCCUGCUUGCGUCGGAAGUUCAACAGGGUCAAUUUCGAAUGACACCGCUGCAGUUAUACUUUUCCGAAAAAGACGACGAGGCUGCCCUAGCAACCCCCAUCAAGUCCUUAUCGAUCCAGGAGAAAAACCUUAGAUGUCAUGAGAUUGAGGGCAGGGUCAGAAGCCGGUGCUGUGGGCUUCUGGAGGUCCGUUGCGUUGAAUUCCGGCUGCAGCGUAAUUUCUCAUCAACCGUAGUCAAGUACCAGUGUGUCGACUUUAUUCACAGAACCGUCGUCGAAUUUCUCAGGAUCCACGAAGUGUGGGAGGGCAUGUUGAGCCUGACUGCCGAUACUCCUUUUCAUCCAUCGAUCAGCCUGUUUCGUUCAUGCCUUCUCCUUUGCAAGACGCAGCCUAUACAAUCCACAAUAGCCCUCGAGGAGAGCUCCGUAUGGCAUUAUAUGGACCACGGUAUGGAAUAUGCCUCGCUUGCUCAAGGAACACAUAGACCCGUACCCAGUUCGAUGCUCUCUGACUUGGAUCAAGUGGUCUCGUACCACUGGACAAGCGCGUUCAAGUGCACUUUCGGAUCUCAGGCUAUCGAAACCCACUGCCACUGGACUCAUGGCUUCGGUCUCCUAGCCAAUAGUGGGACGCAAAUUCUAUCAGGAGCCAUUGGCUCUGCAGCGAGGCCUCUUUGCUUCCACACCUUGACGGUAUACCACUGCUUAGACAGCUAUAUUAAGGACCAACCCCCAAGCACCGAUAUUGGUCCAGGGCUAGCGAACAGCCAAGCAACUGCGUUAUUAUUCAAUGCUGUGAAAUACACUCUCCAACAGAAACCUUGGCCUUUGGCUGUUCAGGAAGCCAUGAUAACUCGCUGUGCAUCUAUAUGUUGUCAACUUCUAGAUCAAGACGCCGAUCCUAAUGCCAAGUUUGGGAUCAGUGCAACCACUGCAUGGCACCUUAUGCUCGACUUUGCAGUAAAGAAUGCGCAGAACACAGAGGAUUUCCAAAGGCGAUUUCAUGGAACAAGCUUUAUACGGAUUUACUCUCAGCUGCUGCUAUCUUUUGCAAAGAGCGACGCUCUCAUGAAUGUGGCCGUCCCCUGGACUAAAAGGCAGAAGCAGGGCAAGCAAGUGGUGUUAGAGUAUUCCGCUCUAAAGGUUUUGGAUAUUCUAUUUUCGCCUCAGCAGGGAGAUAAAGAGGGGUUCGCUAUAUCGAAAGAGCGGAAUUUGAGUUUGGCGGCGUUUCACAAGCAGCUUGUAGAUACCAUGAUCCGAAAAGGCGCUGUGAUUCGGGAAUGGGAAAAUGGACAGCUAGUCUCGGGACCUCCCGAGUCUGUUACGGAUGAACCUAUGACACUCACUAUCCCGGCUCCUGGCCGCCGAAGAUCCAGAUCUGCCGAUAGCGAGACGAAAAAGGGAAAACGAGCUGGCUUAAAGAAUCUCGGCAACUUUUGGUUGGCUUUAAGUCGGCCUUCGUCUCAGGGUUUCAAAGAAUGAUUGGGAAUAAUGAUUAUUAUAUUAUAACGUCCUUUUACAUGUAAUGCAAGUCUAAGCUUAUGCUCGCAUCGUAGAGGUUGUUUUUUAGCCGAUCUAAUAUGUUCUACGAGAAGUUGCGAUGCAAAAAGCGGCCUCUCUCUAGUGUUUCCUAUGCGCUAGUAAUAUUAUAAUCGUCUUUAUAUACUCAGGAGUCUACGAAGUCCCCUUUUCAUUCACUAAACAUAUAAAACGCUAAAGCUCAGUUCUUAG
Molecule: messenger RNA, 3667 nt
Organism: Hyaloscypha bicolor E
Lineage: Eukaryota; Fungi; Ascomycota; Leotiomycetes; Helotiales; Hyaloscyphaceae
Exons: 2
Coding region: 119-3418 (1099 amino acids)
Source: RefSeq, a predicted model, not a curated record